This is a messenger RNA of Triticum urartu, 1760 nucleotides long. Its product is annotated as protein trichome birefringence-like 11. Gene Ontology annotation, molecular function: O-acetyltransferase activity. NCBI's taxonomy places the organism in Eukaryota, Viridiplantae, Streptophyta, Magnoliopsida, Poales, Poaceae. Gene Ontology annotation, cellular component: Golgi apparatus. The record is from RefSeq and is a predicted model, not a curated record.
GGACACGUAUGCUCGAUUCCCGUCCCGAUCACAAACCCAACCUUCCCCCGCUGCAUCCUCCAUGUCUGUUCUCACAGGCAUACGCUUGCGAAAGCUAGCCCGCUGCUCGAUCGUCGACGACCUCGACAGGAAGCGAAUUAAGCGCCGGCCGGGCGCGGCGGCAUGCUAGGGCCGUCGGUCAAGCGGCUGGCGCGGCUGGCCGCCACGAGGCCGCUGGAGAAGGCCGGGAUGGCGCUGGUCCUCGCCGCCACGCUGGCCUCCGCCGCCGCCGCGCUGCUGCUGCUCGCCUGCCCCGCGUCGCCCCGCUGCUCGACGGCCGUCGGGUCCGCCCUGUCGGCGCCCAGGAAGCUCUGGGGCUGCGGGGCCUCCGCGUCGGCGCCCGGUGCGGUGGCGCGGGACUGCGACUUCUUCGACGGGGAGUGGGUGCGGGACGACAGCUACCCGCUCUACGAGUCCAAGGACUGCCCGUUCCUCGACGGCGGGUUCCGGUGCUCGGAGAACGGCCGCCCCGACGCCUCCUACACCAGAUGGCGGUGGCAGCCGUCGUGCUGCGAUCUCCCCAGGUUUGAUGCUAAGAGUAUGCUAGAGAGGCUACGAAACAAAAGAGUGGUAUUCGUCGGCGAUUCGAUUGGAAGGAACCAAUGGGAGUCUCUGCUUUGUAUGCUCUCUACUGCUGUCCCAGACAAGAGCUUCAUCUAUGAGAUCAAUGGCAGACCCAUCACAAAGCAUGAUGGGUUCUUUAUAUUCAAGUUCAGAGACUACAAUUGCACUGUCGAGUAUUACAGGUCCCCGUUUCUAGUCCCGCAAGGUCAUGGACCGGCUGGAGCCCCCAAGUUUGUUAAGAGUACGGUCAGGGUGGAUUCCAUGGAUUGGAUGUCUGGCCGGCGUAAGUGGAGGGAUGCUGAUCUGUUAAUCUUCAACUCUGGGCAUUGGUGGACAAAAGACAAAACAAUUGGAUGGGGUGCGUAUUUCCAAGAAGGGAAUGAGGUGAAGAUGAAUAUGAGCGUCAGCGAUGCAUACAGAAGAUCAAUAAAAACACUGUUCGACUGGCUUCAGAAAAAUGUUAAUGCAAACAAGACCCAGGCCAUCUUCCGAACCUAUUCUCCUACGCACUUCAGCGGUGGUGACUGGAAUUCUGGAGGGUUUUGUCAGCAAGAAACACUUCCAGACAUGACACCGUUCAAAUCGCUGGAGCAAUGGGCCGACAUGCUGAAGCCCGUGAACGAUGUUCUAGGGAGCCAUCACAGGCCCAGGCUGCCUGGGUUGGAUAUACUGAACGUGACCCGGAUGACGGCCCAACGAAAAGACGGCCACCUCUCAGUGUUCAGAAGUCCUUUGAGUUCAAGGCAAGCCCAUACGAACAAGACAUCAGAAAUCAAAGAGGUAGAGGAUUGCAGCCACUGGUGCCUGCCUGGAGUCCCUGAUGUCUGGAAUGAGCUUCUCUACGCCCUCUUCAUGAAAAGGCAGAUCAUGUUGGAGCAAACAAUGCCUCCGUUUCUGGCUCAAGAACACUGAUAGACAAAUUACAGGGGAUAUAUCUACUUGAUUGCUGAAGAGGAAAUUAAAGUCCAGCAGGUCUCAUGACAAGGGGUUUCUGUUAAUAGGAAUCAAUGAGGGCUGUGGCCUCGAUUAUCAGUGUGAAUAGCACAAAACUACUCAUGCACCCUUUGUUUACCGAAAAAUGGGAAUUUCGCUGACGCAAACGUUGGAUCAAGAUGAUACACACCCACAAAGAGUUUAUACACGGACACCUGUAAAUA